Messenger RNA from Hypomesus transpacificus, 3870 nucleotides. RefSeq names its product synaptopodin. Gene Ontology annotation, biological process: positive regulation of actin filament bundle assembly. NCBI's taxonomy places the organism in Eukaryota, Metazoa, Chordata, Actinopteri, Osmeriformes, Osmeridae. Gene Ontology annotation, cellular component: nucleus; actin cytoskeleton; Z disc. Gene Ontology annotation, molecular function: actin binding. The record is from RefSeq and is a predicted model, not a curated record.
AGAGAGAGAGAGAGAGAGAGAGAGAGAGAGAGAGAGAGAGAGAGAGAGAGAGAGAGAGAGAGAGAGAGAGCAAUAGACACAAAUAGAAAACUGGACGGUUUUGAGUUUGCUCUUCUGCUCGAUUCACAGAAAAGCACAUCCCAAUUGUGAAAUAUCUUUGGCCACCGUCCAUGGGAACUGGUCCAGGGUGCUCCGGCGCAGCGUCUCCUGGGAGGUCCCGUUAGAUUGUGAAGAGCUCCGUGUGUGAGGAGAGAGCCUUCCUCCGCUGAGGAUCUGCAGGAGAACACUUCCAGGGAUCACUGCCGAACGGAGCGACGUGACUGGCGGCCGUCACCCGGGUCAUCCUUGCUGCUCCCUCACGGCUUCCUGGUCGUGUGUUUGCCUUUUCCUCUCCGUCGUCCUUGCUCUGUGUGCCCGAAAGGACUCGAUCCUCCCUGCGCACUCCCAAACAGUGACCCUCCCUUGGAACGUUACACAGCUAGAGAGGGCUUCAUCUGACCAGGGAGGAGGGGACUACUCAGGAACAGGACCGGACCACCUCAACAGGACACUAGAUCUCCCUGAGAGCAGAGGCAGGAUACUGGGACAGACAUGGAGACUGAAAGGGGGCACAUGUCUAUCAGGAGGGGGGUAAGCUGGAGUCCUGGAGGGCAGAGGAAACCGCUCCAGGUGGGGCAAGAAGCGGUCGACCUUGUCACAGAAAGCAAUGCCUCCUGGGAUGGGAGGGACUACACAAAGGUCAAAGGGCAGUCAGCUUUGGCCUCCAGCACCAAUCAGAUGCCUCGAAAAGCAAACCUGACCAGAAGUGCCAGUCUGUCAGAUAAGGAUCUGAAGGAGGCUCGUGUGAGGAGUCAGAUCAUCGCGGCCCAGCUCACCGUUCCCUCCAACUCCAACUCCAGAGGAGUUCAGCUCUUCAACCGACGCAAGAAGCGAGUCAACGCCUUCACGCUCGAGAGUGGCGUGGAGGGUGGGACAGGGCGAGGCGCCGCGGAGGAUGACAAGCACAUUGGGCCUCCUAGGAACAAUCUGACAUGGGCAGAGAGAGCCAGUGAGGGGAAGGACCGUGAACGAAACUUGAAGAACAUUGCCUCCAAACCACCCUGGUCUCCCACUAGGCUAGCAUUCAGAGGAAGUGACAUCAUGGAGGAGCCAAGUGAACCUGUCCACGAGGUGGAGGAUGUGGCGGACAGCGUCAUACAGGAGAGGCACUUCCUGCCUGUGAACGAGAAGGAGGAGGAAGGGGAGGUGAAGAUGAAGGAGGUGGAGGAGCUGAGGCAGGAGGCACAUGUCGAGCAGGAGAGUGACGUCAAGAAUGAUAUUCCCUCUGCUAGUGACCACAGUGGUGCAGUCCAGAGGGAGCCAGAGCCAGGUGAACCAGGGGUGAACGGAGCAAUCCCAGAGCCCCAAUCCCCCGGAGAUCUCCAUAAUGGUUGCCAUAGUGCCCCUGAGAAAGUGUCCGUGUCCCUAUCCAAACAACCGUCUACCAUCAUCAACAGAACAGCCAGACCUUUCUUCUCUCCCACCACGGUCCAGUCCCCAGACACCCGGAGCCCAGUCAUGGACAUCCCCCCUGCUCCCUCUUACUCCACCCCCCCUCUCCCUCGGCCCGUGGCCUUCUCCCCUCCCCCUCCUCCUCCAUCCUACCCCACCCCCCCUCUCCCAGCCUUUACCUGUCAGUCUCCGCAGGCCUUCUCCAGCCCCCUCUGCAUGUCUCCCGCCAUGUCCCCGUUGCCCCCCCCAGUGUGCCAGUAUGCCCCCCCCUCGGCUCCCAAGGUGUCUCAGUAUGUCCCGCCCACCCCUCCGGUGACCCAGUACGCCCCUCCCACAGCCCCUCGCCCCUCCACCUUUGUCCCAAAGCCCGCUGCGGAUUGGAAGCCGCAUGUGCAAAUCAAAACGGGCAUCCUGGAGGAAGGCGCGGCCAGACGGGGAACCAGGAAGUCCAUGUUUACGUUCAAGGAGAAGCCGGUGAUGGCUCCCAACCCGGAGCUGCUGUCCCUCGUUCAGGGGGCUGAUGAGAGGAAGAAACACGGACCCAGGUGUGUGGUUGAGCCCGCCUCCGAGGAGGAGCUACUGGCCCUGGGGGCGGAGGCCUCCAACUUCCUGGCAAAGGAGGAAGUGAAGCUGGAGGAAGCCGCAGUGCCAGAGUGGUCCACCACCCUGAAGAGCUCCAGGACCCGAGCCCGGAUGGAGCACAAGCCUGAGCAGACCCUCACCAACGCCACAGGGAAGGGGGCGGAGCUGUUCGCCAAGCGCCAGUCCAGGAUGGAGAAAUAUGUGUUGGACAAACAGAACGCAGGCCAGCGUAGAUCUCCCUCCCCCACCAUGUCUCUGCCACCAUCUUGGGUUUAUCCGUCUAACAUGCCGGGGCGGGUCAAAGCCAUCGCUACCAACUCCAACAUUAGCGAUCAGCUUUCACGGACCUCAAGGCCCAGCAGCCUGUCCAGAGGAAGCCCAGCGUAGGCCCCGCCCCCCAAGCCUGAGAGCCCCCCUCUGGAGAACGGCUGUACCAAGAUAGAGAUGGACCUAUCCAGGCACCAGCCCUACCAGCUCAACUCCUCCCUUUUCAUCUUCAACCCCAUCAAAGAUCCAAGGAGCUCUCUGCCCAGGGGAGCACCGCCUCCCAAGCCUGUGGUCACGUCUUACUCCCGGCAGACCUCCCUGCCCACCAGCCCUUCUUCCCACUUCAGCUCCCAGGCCAGCUUAAGGCCAGCCCACGGCCUGUCCCCCCAGCACCCUCUCAGCCCUGUCGGAGGGAUGGGACCUGGGGACCACUCUCACCACUACGGGGGGGCUCCCCGCUCCAGGCAGCCCAGGAUCACCUCCCCUGUGUCGGCCUUCUCUCCCGAGCGAGUGGCCUCCCCUCGGUCAGGGGCCCAGGCACCAAGGCCCACCUUCUCUGCAAAGAAGGCAGGGAUUGAACCGCAGGUGUGGAGGCCUUCUAUCUACUUUUGAUUCUCUGUUUACAUGACCAUGGCACAGCAAAGUGAAGGAGUGGUACAAUACUGUAGAUAUUGCACACAGGAUAAGCUUUGCAUAGAUUAUUUUUGUAAACUAAAACAUGGAUGUCUUUUUUGUGUUUUUGUAGAUUUAACAAGUAUAUUUUUAGUUAUUGAAUGAAUUUUUGUAUAUUUUAUUAUAAUCAUAUUAAUGUACGAGAAGGCUGUCAUGCAGCUGAUCCCAAACAGCGAUAUCCCAAAAUAGUAAUUAAUCACUUUAAGCCAAACAUUGUGCUUUAAGACGUGUAAGUCACUCUAUCCAGAGUCACUAAGUGCACUUCAGCAGUCAGGUCUGAAUAACUUUGAGAUGAGAAAUGGCUUCACACAUUUUCCAGUGUUUUUCUGCCUCAAGUCUCCAGGCAUCCAAGUGACACUGCCUUACAAAGCACUUUAGCAGAUGGUCUGGCGUCUGUUUUAUGAUCUAUGAUUUGCAGUUUAAUAUGGAAUCACAGACAUGAAAGUGGUGGUGAGGAAACUCCCUUAAUGUCUUCAUUUCUUUAGGGGAAUCAGCCUAGUUUAGCUUUUCGAUGCUCUCUACCAAAUUAUAUGGUGUGUGUGUGUGUUUCAAAUCUAUUGAUGUUUUUAAUUGUCAGGCUGCAUGCUAUUUGACGUAAUGUUUUAUGACUCGACAGAGCAGUAAUUCCAGGUGGACGGUUUAAUCAUCAAAUAAAAUACAGCUAGGAACAUGAAGGAAGGCAUCAAGACGUAAAUCUUGAUCUGAUUGGAAGGAGUGGCCAGAAUAAUACUUUCUCACAUGAAAGACAUUUUUUCUUCUUCUCAGAUCUCAUGUGUACUUCUGCUGUCUUCCUGUCUCCUUAAUGGAAGUCUUCUGUUUCCCUGUUUCUUUCCUGAUUAAAGCUUUCUUCUAACCUCU